UAAAGUGAAAGUCUCGAUGUAUUUUCUAAAAAUAACACCAGAGUUCGUUCCAAGCGCUAUAUUUAGUUUUUAGACAUUUGACAAAAAAGAUGGCAGCGAGUGCUGACUGCUGUGACUGCUGUCCUUCGGUUAUAUUGCGAAAAUGGCGCAUUUUGUGAUAUUUUCACACAAAAAUAUAAUUUUAAGUGCAAAUUUGUGUAGUGCUGCAUUGUGAUGAAGUGUUAUUAUACAUGAAUGACAGUGAACUCGUGUGUAAAUAAGACAGCGACUUUCUUCUGGAUAUUGGAUUACACAUAAAAUAAAGUCACAAUGGUAGUGGGCGAAAAUAAGCGCACCGCCAAUAUCAUGGACGGGAUCGAAAACACCGGCGACGUGCGUAUGCACGACCACCGGCUGAGGCUCAAACAAAGAUUUGACAUAGUAAGAAAAUUAGGACAAGGCACGUACGGCAAGGUGCAGCUCGGUAUCAACAAGAAGACCGGUCAGGAAGUGGCCAUUAAGACAAUAAAGAAAUGCAAGAUCGAAUCUGAAGCGGAUCUGAUUCGUAUAAGAAGAGAAGUACAGAUCAUGUCGUCGGUCAGACAUCCAAACAUUGUACAUAUCUAUGAAGUAUUCGAAAACAGUGAAAAAAUGAUCCUAGUGAUGGAAUACUGUUCCGGUGGCGAACUGUACGAUUAUCUCAGUCAGAGGAAAGUGUUACAAGAGGAUGAAGCCCGAAGGCUUUUCAGACAAAUCGCCACUGCGGUGUAUUACUGUCACAUUCACAAAAUCUGUCACAGAGAUUUGAAAUUAGAAAACGUAUUGUUAGACGAUACUGGAAGCGCUAAGAUCGCGGACUUUGGUUUGUCGAACGUUUUCAAAGAAACGUCUCUGCUGUCCACGUUCUGCGGGUCACCUCUGUACGCGUCUCCUGAAAUCGUCAAAGGAACACCUUAUAUCGGGCCCGAGGUGGAUUGCUGGUCUCUAGGCGUUCUCCUGUACACUCUAGUCUACGGAGCCAUGCCGUUCGAUGGCUCCAACUUCAAGCGGCUGGUCAGGCAAAUCAGUAACGGAGACUAUUACGAGCCCAGGAAUCCUUCGAGUGCCUCGCCCUUAAUCCGUGAUAUGCUCACGGUCGAUCCUUUGAAACGUGCUGACAUCGCCUACAUAUGUGAUCAUCCGUGGGUGAACACUGGCUGCGAGACGUCAUGCCUGGAGAUGGCUGAAGCGCUAGCCGCCGAAACUCCAGUGCGUUUGGAUCUGCUGCUCUCGCUGGCUCCGGCUGCUCCUUCUAACUCCAACUCUGUUAUGGUUCCGGCUGAGGCCGAAAUGGGUCCGGAAGAGAGCUGCACCGACCUGACAAGCUCGACGUCGAUGGCCCUAGAGCCCAGCAAUUCCGCUGAAAAGAGAAUCCUUGAAUUGGUUGCAGAGGGCGGUGAAGACGCAAUAAAACCAUCGCCGACGAGAACAAUAGUUUCUGCAGGGGAGAACAAACGGAAAUUGGAGCUCGCCAUGUCUGCUAGUGGACUACAGCGGAAGAAAGAGAGAGUGCCGAGCGCGGCAAGUAUCGCGCCCCCCGGCGGCUCGGUGCCGGAGGAGAGCCCCGAGGCGCAGGACGCGGCCACCACGCCAACACCCCCCGACGAACCACCCCCACUCCUCGCUGACGAGUCGGUACAGCCAUCGCUGAAGUCUUCGGCCACCAUGACGAUAACGCCCACACCAGUAGAGCUCGUAAAAGACCUGACCAAGGAGAUCAUCAGGGACGCUCCGAAAGACGAAGAGAAGGACAAGUCUGGGGCGAGGCCACGGGUCGUCAUCAAGAAAAAACCUUCACCGACUAAAACGGUUGAAGAGAAACCCCCGCCGCCUGACACUGUUGAAGAGCUCAAGUUAGCGGAACAAGAGGAGCCGAAGUCAAACGCAGUAGCGUCGGCGGCCGACAAACUCACUUCUCUGAGCAUCGCGCAGCAACCUGCGAACCAAGCUCCCGCUAAACCUAAGAAACUCUCAAUACCAGGUGGAAAUGUCGGUAACUUCAAGGAACAAUUCGAGAAACGGGCGAAUUCUGUAUCAAAGCCAGUGGUAUCGAAGAUCGCCAAGCCCAAAGCUCAAAGUGAAGACCGCGAGCUUUCGAACAAAACUUCAGACAAUGGCACUGUUCGACUGCAACAGAUCGGAAUUGAACCUGCACCGUCUCCGAUCGAGCUGGAAAUGAAUCGGGGCGGCGUGAAGAAAACCGAGAGCGAACCGACACACGGCGCGGCCGCGGUCGACCCCUCCGUGCUCCUCAGCGACGCUAGACGAAGUCUCCAGAAUUCCAUGGCGAAGCUUGUGGAAGAGAAAACAGGAGAGGAGAGUCGUCGUCGGGCUGCGCGCGAUAUUAUAUCGUCCGCCAUCCGCACAGGCAAGCCUCCGGUGCCUUACGGGCGCUCGUCGUCGGCGGGCGUGGCGUCGCUGGUGUCGCCGCCCGGCACCCCGCCCGCCGCCGCCGCCCCCGCGCGCCUCUUCCGCACCGAGGCGCACCACCAGGUCGAGGAUCAUCGCAACAGGGGUGUAUCGGUGGAACGUAUUAUCCCGAUUCAAGUGUCGCCGGACGAGCCUCCUACCUCUCCACCCCCCGCCCCGCCCGCGCACCACACACCUCACACCCCCUCUACGCCGUCGGCCCCCACCACACCCUCUGCCCCACGUCCCGCACCACGAGCUACCACUCCUCAAACACCACUCAGGCGACUAGCAUCAACCGAGUCCAACGUGAGCGAGGCCUGUUCGAGUCCAGGCGAGCCCAUCAAGAAGUCAGCCCGGGAGUUCAUCAUCCCCAUCGCGGUCGAGGGCAAGGGAUACGUUACCCCGCGACAACGGAGCCUCGAACCGGAACAGUCGCAGACCCGACUGCCGCGGAACACCAAGACGCGCAGGCUCGGGAGCCUGGUGAGCGGCGGCGAGUCUGAGGAGGAGGACGAGUCCCACAUGCAUCGCCUGCGACCCAGCCGAGCCGCGCGGGCCGAGUCCGUCAGCUCUGGGGAGGAGGACGAGGAGGACGAGGGCUUCCAUCUCCUCACCGCCGAGAACCUCUUCUCUACCCUACUGCACAGGGUACGUGCCCUCACCCAGCGCUUGAACGGCGAGGAGGGUCCCGGUUUCCCGCAGCACACACACUCACUGUUCAAUAACUUGCAUCAGUCGCCGUUCUUCAACAGCCCCCACUUACCAAGGCGAAAUUUGUUACGGGAAGGCUGGGGCGCUCGGGACCUCCACGCCGACUUCGACUCCAUGUUCAACAAGUCCCGGCAGUCGAUGCCGCGAGGUAGCACUAAGAAGUCCAACAAACACCGAACGAAGGCUCCCCAAAACGAAGAAACGACCGAAGAGAGCGGCUUAGACCUUUCGGACCUCGACUUGAGCUCGAUUGAGUUUUCGGAAAAGGAGAUGCGCGCGCUGUCCGGUCUCACGCCGGCGCUGUCCCGCCGUCUGCAGCGGCAACUGCUCGCCCACCUGCCGCCCGCCGCCGCGCGCUCCCUCCGCCGCACGCUCUCUCUGUCCGCACCCGCCGCGCCCGCCGCGCCGCCCACGUACGCGCGCAGCCACUCCGCCGCCGAACACGAUUCCGAGACGCGACCUCCACCAGAACCAGAACCCGAACCCGAACUAGGGGAGAAGCCGGCGGACGUCGCGCGGCCCCAGUCCUCGACGUUACCGCGGCCGCGACGGCGCUCCGUGUCGCGCGAGCCCACUCCGACCAGCCCUCCCGUCGCCGACCCGGAGCCGGACUCGGGCCGCCGCGACCGCCCGCUCCUCAGCAAGUACCUGUCAUUGGACGAACCUUACGCGUCGGACGGCUGCAGCAUUCUGUCGGAUCCGAGCUACGUGGCGGCGUACGGGCCGGCUCCGCGCCGACACUCACUCCGCCUCACUGGAGACCAGCCCCGGAAGCGAUACUCUAGAUUCUUACGUUCUGAUUUUUUCGAUUCGCCGGCGGACGAGAGCGUUUACGUUAAACAUAAAAAAGAGAAAGAAAUGGAGACCCAAAAAAUACUUCGAGAAAUUCGAGAAAAGAGGAGAUCGCAAGAGGUGACGUCCCCGAAAGAAGGGUACGAUUUACCAGAGGCCUCUCUUUUGUCGCGAGAAGAUUCCCUCGGGUCCCGAAAAAGUCUUUCACCUAUUAGCGUGCUGUCAAACAAAGACCGCAGUAGGUCCGCAACUCCAUUCUUCCCCAUCCUGGACAACAUUAAGGAAACCGCCGCCGACGCAUCGUUAACAUCGAGAACGCAAAUUCCGGGUGACCUUAAGCAAAAACCUCGUUUUGAUGAAACUUCAAUUAGUAAAGAAUCGAGACUGACUAGACCCAAGAGCUAUCCCAUCAAAACAUUAGACUCGAUUGAUGAGCCAGAUGAACAUAAGGUAUCGGAGAACAUAGCUAACAAACAGAAUGAAAGUGUAGAUCGAACCGCUUCUAAAGAAUCUAAACUUAUCAGACCAAAGAGCUACCCCGCCGGCAGCCCGUCUCCCGAGAAAGUGUACAUUAGUCGUAAUUUAAAAAAAGACGAAACGAAAACUGUGAAGGACGAAGCACCUGCUGAUUUGAAAUCUGAUGUGGAAGUCAGUUUUAGUAUAACUUUGCCUAAAAAGGUAAAAACUGAUCCUUCGACAAAGACAGAAUCGGUCAGUAACAAACCUUUACAAAUGAACGUUAACGCUGAUGGUAAAGGGGCCACAACAGACGCGGCAAGUAGCCUGAUUAUAAAGAAGUAUCAGGUAGUCAAGGAAGAUAACGUUAUUAAUCCUGAAAGCAAUGAUAAAAAAGUGAAAAAUGGCACUAUUGUACCCAACGCCAGUUCAAAUGAAGUUGCUGUUAAAUUAGAAGAUAUAAUCAAAAAUAAAUCAUCGAACAAUGUCCAAAAGGGGGACUCUAAUAAAUCGAUUGAAAGUGAUUCCGGUGAAAAGAAAACUACCACGAAGAAAAAGAUAAUACGGAAAGUUUCUUCGAAAACAAAGACUGAUAUUGCAAACAGCCAAGACACGGGUGAAGCUAAAACGACUACCGAAAAGAAAAAAGUUACCAAAAAAGUAAAAGAAAAAUCUGAUGAGGAUUCCGUGAAAACCACUAUUCCUAAGAAAAAAUCUGUUCUGCAAUCAAUAGGUCAUAAACUAGAGAAACUGACCACAAACAAAUCUAGUUCUCCCGAGAAAACGGCGGACACCACUACAGCCAGUGAUAAAUUAAAUCGUACAAAAUUAAGUAGAUUGCAACGAGAGCAGUCUGUGCCCGUGAGUGCCGAGCCUCCCAAUGAAUCCAACCUCAUUAAAAGAGCAGUUACUUUGACCGAUGUAGCGGCUUUAGACAGUCCAAAUACAAAUAACAAAACGACAGUCUCCAAGGUUUUGGGUCUGUUUAAAAAGUUCGAAUCCAAAGAUAAAACAAAACUUUUGGAAUCAUCGCAAAACAAAAAGUUGUUCGAAAUUGAUGAAAACGGUCACAAUAACGACUCAUUGAGUUCAACAGUCUCUGAAGCUAUCGACAAACCGCGCCGGCCGACUUCCUUACUUCUGAACGGUCUGGGUCGCAAGAAUAAAUGUGUUCGAACGUCCAGCGACAGUGUUACUGCGCUGCCAACCGAAGACGACGAUCAAACUGUACUUAAAAAAGAAUACGACCCCAAACACAGAAACAGUUUAAAAUUAGAUUUCUCCAGAUUGCCAAGAGUUAAAAAAAUAGUUCCUACCAAUCCUGUGAUAGAACCGCAAAUAAUCAAUUUUUCCUCGAACGACAACGAAACUGAGAAAAAGGAUGCACAUAUGAAAUACAACCUUCUCAACAAAGAGAUUAGCACAAACGUUGACAACGCCAACACACUGAGCCGCAGUCGAUCGAGAAGCAGGUCAACGGUUUCAAACUCUGAUAUUAAAUCUGACAAUAGCGGCGAUAUUAAAUCGAUAUCCAAAAAUCCAGCAUCGCCCUCCGACAAUAACACAUCUUCUGUCCAUCCGCUGCGUAGUACGGAAUCUGUAACGCCAGAAACCGAGGACAUCGUCGAUAGAAUACGACGAAAGAGUUUUUAUUCGAGAUUCAAUGAAAAGAAGCAACGACGAAAAAGUAGUUUGGUCGGGCCCGGAGCCGCCGAGUACGAUCCGAUCGCUCGGAUACACGCCGCCCCAUCCGACAACAAGUACGACGCGUCGCCCUCCUCCCCGGCCGGCUACGAUAUAUCCCCGGGACUCUCCAUAUCAUCAGAUCUAUCUCCCUCCACGGACCGGUACAGAUCGCUUCUCAGCGAAAUGCCCGUCAGUCCUAGGAGUAGCCGAUUUGAUAGUAGCGGACUUAAUGAUAAUAAAAUUGAUACGUACAGAUCUCUCGACCGUAACGACUUUCGGAAAUAUCCGAGCAGUCGAAGUUACUUAGACUACGAACAGCCGCUGUCGUUUGGAGCUUCUAGAUAUUCCAGGACGAAAUCGUUAUUGGAGAACUCGGAGGGACCAGACGAUGCCGCGCUCGCGCACUCGAUCAGAGAUCCGCAUAAAUACAACAGAACCCUGUCCAUGUACUCGCCCGGCAACUAUGCUACAUAUCGGCCCAUGAGGACGCGUAAUCCCGCGAUCAUGUUGAAAGAGAGCGAAAAAGAACCGAGCCCCGAAAACAUACUGGAUAAAAUAAGACAGAGGAAAAAGAUUUCGAUCAGUGUGACCAGAAAACCCGACGAAAAGGAAACACUACCAAGAUCCAUUGUCCCAUCUAAAGGCGAAGGCGACGGUGCAGAAUGCUCUGAGAAAGUUGGCUGAGAGGAACUAUUGAUUAUAACGAAAAGUAAUUUGAUUUUUCGAGUUACUCAGCAUUUGUUAGGAUUCACUAAAAUAAACACGAAACAAACCUUGUUCUUUUGAUCAUGAAGCCCAUAGAGGUAGUUUGACUGUAUCUAUUGUAAUCUUGCCAAAACCUAGAUCUUAGACAAAACAAAUUAAUAAUAGUCUCGUCACCGAAUCGAUGCUUAUCAUAAGACUGCAAGUCUGGAAGCAGAAGUAUUGUUUAGAAUCUCAACUGGAAUUUAAUAGGAUUUGAAAGUAUCUGAGAUUUUUUAUUAUGAAAUCUCACGAUUAGAAUGUAGCACGCGCAUAUUAAUUUACGACGAAUGUAGAAUUAAUCAAUUAUCUUUGUAAGCUUACUGACGCUAACUCGGGCUUGUUUCGAUAGCUUUUUAAGCUGGACAAGUUUUUGUAAUGACAAAGUAAAUGUAAUAUUUUGCCGAGUGAACUUUUUUAGGUGUUUAUUGUAUAUUGAUUCUUACGUGCCUUUAUAAAAACAUAAGUGACUGGAUUUGUUAUAGUCCGCAUUACAUGGAAAGAGACAGAGUGACACAAUUUUAGUGUUUGCACAAAUACGUAUUACUCAAUUUUUUUAUUAUUAUUAUAAUUUUUCAUAGUUGUAUUAUUAUUGUGUAUUUACAUUUUUUUUAUGCGACAAUUCAAUUUUAAGUUUGAACGUUUAUCUUAAUUUAAAGUAUUGAAUGCUAAGUCAGAUCGUAACAGUAAUCGAAUAGAAAGGUGCUUAGAUUUCGUUAGGUUUAACUAUUUGUAGUACUGACUCGUUAUAGACUCACACAAGGUAUGUAUAGGAUUGCGUUUGUCUACACUUUUAGCUAACUACGCCGUAUUCGUUUCUCACGACCAGUAUUCUGUAUACAAAAUUGUAUAAGCGAAUAUAUUUUUGCCUUUUCUGAAUAUCACAAAGAAAAGCCUAACAAAAAACCUUAGUGAUUUUAAAAAGCAAUGUUUUAUGAAUUUGUCGUUUAUUUUGACUUAUUUAUUACAUUUUUUUAGAAUUCAAAUUAUUUAUUGGUGUGUAAUGAUUUUAAUAUUUGUCUGUUAGUUCACACGUGACGUGAUGACGAUGUAUGUUAAAUAUUCAUUACACACGUUUUGUAUUGAAUGUGAAUAAUAAAUUAUAUAGUUGCGAA
Molecule: messenger RNA, 7931 nt
Organism: Bombyx mori (domestic silkworm)
Lineage: Eukaryota; Metazoa; Arthropoda; Insecta; Lepidoptera; Bombycidae
Gene: Nuak1
Product: treacle protein
Exons: 27
Coding region: 310-6759 (2149 amino acids)
Biological process (GO): protein phosphorylation; intracellular signal transduction
Cellular component (GO): cytoplasm
Molecular function (GO): protein serine/threonine kinase activity; ATP binding
Source: RefSeq, a predicted model, not a curated record